AUGGCGAAUGCUCGUCUUCUGGUUCAAUUUCUCUUCGUAGUCUCCAUCUUCCACGUCUCCUCUGCUGGUAGACGACUCACUGAGUUAGUCAGCGACGCGUCUAACCUUUUGCAAUACCACAACGGUGCUCUCCUCACCGGAGAUAUCUCCGUCAAUUUCAUCUGGUACGGCAACUUCAAACCGUCGCAGAAAGCCAUUGUCUCCGAUUUCAUCACCUCACUCUCCUCCGGAUCCGGAAUUUCUCCAAAAUCUCAGAUCGAACCAUCCGUCGCCACGUGGUGGAAGACCACCGAGAAAUAUCAGAUGAAAUCAAAGAAGCAACGUUCACUUACACUCCGACUCGGUAAACAAAUAUCCGACCCGGCUUAUUCUCUUGGAAAGUCGUUGACGGACGAGCAUCUGGUUCAGUUAGCUUCCAAAGGGGAGUCAAGGAACGCUGUUAACGUCGUGUUAACGGCAUCCGACGUGGCAGUUGAUGGGUUUUGCUCCAGCAGAUGCGGGACCCACGGAUCCUCGUCAUCAUCUUCGAAGAUUCCCAAUGGGAAAGGAAAGAAUUACAAAUUUGCGUACAUCUGGGUUGGUAACUCGGAAACUCAGUGUGCGGGUCAAUGCGCGUGGCCAUUCCACCAGCCGAUCUACGGACCACAGGCUGCACCGCUGGUGGCACCCAACAACGAUGUCGGUCUCGACGGAAUGGUCAUUAAUUUGGCCGGUUUAUUGGCUGCUACAGCCACCAACCCAUUUGGAAACGGUUAUUAUCAGGGGGAUGCAAGUGCACCGUUAGAAGCUGCAUCCGCAUGUCCUGGUGUGUAUGCUAAAGGAGCUUAUCCUGGGUACGCAGGGGAUUUGUUGGUGGACUCGACAACAGGUGCAAGUUAUAAUGCACAUGGUACAAACGGCAGAAAGUACCUGCUUCCAUCCUUAUACGACCCAUCAUCCUCCACUUGUUCCACAUUGGUUUAA
Lactuca virosa is the source of this 963-nucleotide messenger RNA. The record is from the annotation of a GenBank genome assembly. Lineage: Eukaryota; Viridiplantae; Streptophyta; Magnoliopsida; Asterales; Asteraceae.